Messenger RNA from Rhopilema esculentum, 7534 nucleotides. The record is from RefSeq and is a predicted model, not a curated record. Lineage: Eukaryota; Metazoa; Cnidaria; Scyphozoa; Rhizostomeae; Rhizostomatidae.
AUGAACAAGGCAAAAAUAGACAAAUUAAAAUCAGGUCCACUAGAAACUCGAAUAUCUAUAGCAAAGGAUAUAUCGAAAGGGGUGAAAGCAACAAUUCAUGUGUUACCGAAAAUUCUUGCAUCGUCAAGCAAAACGUUGGAAUCUGCUGGAAUCGAUAGUGCAUGGGUUGAUGGACUGGGAACGAAACUUUUGAAAACUGUCGGAACUUUAGAAAAGGUGUGGUCAAAGACAGAGACUGUUUUAGCCACUGCAGAUAUUUUUGUUAAAGGCAAACAGAAUAUUAGCAAAGAGCUGCUGCCGGUUAAAGAGAGUUUAAAGAAUUUUAAAAAUGCUCCUUGGAAUAGUAAAAUUGCAGCAGGCAAAGAUCUUGCCAGUCGUGUUAGUGGAUUAAUGGACACAGCCCUUGAUGUUAUAGUUGAAUCUUCCACCGCUUUAAACACAACAAUGACAAAAGAAGGGUUAUUGUCCUCGUUGCAAGAUUUCGCUAGCCAUGCAAACAUUGCCAGAGUUACAAAUUUAGCAAAACAAUCGCUGGAUCGGUUAAAUAAGCUUCAAACUGGUCCAAUUAGCCAGAUUGGGAAACUUACUGACUCUGUUGAUGAGUAUUUUGAGAGCUUGCGAGAUUUUGACAUCAGAAAUGCUCUGCUUAGUGACCCAGCAAGUUUAAAAGAAAAGAUAGGUGAAUUCCAAUAUCUAGCCGACAGUGCAGGAGACAUUCUCAACGACAUAGCCAAUAUUACCGGACUAUGCAAAGGCUGUUCGAUUGACUCUGUUCUUGGUCAAGGAUUCUUAAAGAAAAUUUCUAAUGAUUUAACAACAACUUUUGAUAGUCUUCAUGAAAAGGCCAAAAGUUUGGUGCAACGAGUGAAGAUUGGAAAAAAGGGUGUGUUAGAUUUUAUCAAAACCUCAAAGGAAGUAUCCCAGAGUUUCAAGAAUAUCUUUAAGAACGGGAAAGUCACUCCAAGAACCUUUGAAAGGGCAGCCAAUGAGCUGAGAAAAUCUGCCUUAAACCUGCAGUCCCUGAAAGAUUCUUCACGUGAAAUAUUUUCAUCCAUUCUCAAUGACGAAAAUGAUAUCAUGAAGCUUCAAAACACUUUUGAAAAAGUUGUCGGUACUGUUUCUCAGCAAAUGAAAAAAGCUGGUGUGUUAUCCGAGAAAAUAGAAGAUGCAUACGAGACAGCGGAAUACUUGAAGACGAUUUCGCAUCAGAUCUCGAAAAACUUUGAUGAUUUUGGUCAAGGACCGAUUGAGCUCAAGACUGAUCUUGCACGCAAAAUGUUGACUGGGGUGCAAGAUGUUCUAAAAAGUGUUCCUGUCUUCUUAAAGCAAUCAGCAAACGUCACCUCUCAUGUCGGUGCAGACUCCAACUGGAUGGUUGCAUUGAGCAAUGAUAUAAUGGGAUUUCAGGAGCAGCUUGAGACCGUUUUCACAAAAAGUGACAGAGUAUUGGAAGCUGCAGGCAUUAUAGGUACCAAAGUUGGCAACAUAACGGAAUCCUCCAAGGAACUCAAGAAAGAUCUUGAGAGUUUUCUUGAUCUCCCUACUGCUGAGAAAUUCACAAACUUCAACAAGCUAACAGCUAAGUUCGACUCUAUUUUCAAUGAAAGUAUAGCAGCAACAAAGCUUUUUGAAUCAGCUGUGGCAGAUGUGACUGGAACUAAUCUAAAUGUGAGCAAAGGCUUAAGUGGUAUUGGUAGCAGCCUGUCCGGUUUAAUGAAGAACGUCAGUAAGGGGGUUGAACUGGUCGAGGGAGUGUAUAAUGAUAUUACAGAUACAGUGAAGAUAAUCGAAACAGGGCCAGUAGCUAAAGUAGGUGCUUUAAAGGACUCAAUUGAAGAAUUUGUUGAUUCAAUCAAGAGCCACAAUUUAGCUGAAAUUCUAGUGCAGUCUCCGCGAUUUGCUAAAGAUAAGAUCAAUGAUAUCAGAGACAUUAUGCAGCAUUCUGGAGAGGUUCUUAAAAACGUGGAUAGCCUGAUAAAGAAACACUGCCCAAAGUGUGACGUGAAUGCUCUUUUAGGGAAGGAUUUUCAAGGCAAGAUCUCAAAUGGGUUAAAAAAGGGCUUCGAAAGAAUUACUAGAAAUGUCACAACGUUUUUGAACAAGUUGGAGCAAGGAGGUCAAAGUCUUUCAGAGAUAACAAACGCUGUCGCAGGGAUCGAGAAACAAGCACAGAAUCUCAGAGAUAUAAGCUUUGAUGGUGAUGGAUUGAGAAAGGCAUCAAAUAUUUUAAGUUCCACUUCAUCAUUGAUAACAGAAAUCGGAAAGAGUGGCACAGAAUUGGCAAAUGUUAUCUUCGCUAAAGACAAAGACCUUCAGACAUUGACUGGAAAAUUCGAGGGAUUUGUAACUUUUGUCGGUGGAUUCGUAAACAGCACUGGGAAGUAUAUUGAUAAGAUUAGUAGCGCUGCAGGCAAAGUUGACGAAAUAAAAAAGACGUUCAGCCAAGUUAAACAUGGAUUCGAUGCUGUAAGCGAUGGACCUCUUGAAAUGCGUGUAGAUGCAGUGAAAAAAAUUGCUAAUGGAUUGGUCGACCUCACAUCUGAGAUUCCAGAAUUUUUAGAAAACGUUCCGUUAGGGGGUAACAUUGCUAAUUUUAUGCGUGGAUUCGGCAUACAAGUCCGUGAUAUAGCAAACGGUGUGACAACUAUAAUUAAUAACACGAAAUCAGUGAUAGAUGACGUAACUCACACAGUCGAUUCGAUCAGUAGCAUUGGAAAUACUGCCGGCCAAAUUAGCAAUAGCUUCAAUCGAAUAUUGAACAGCCCGUUUGCAGGAAAAAUUGCUGCUGUGAAAGACAUGGUUGGUCAAGUAAAGAAACUAACAGGAGAUGUUAAUUCUGCAGCAAGUAAUGUUUCAGGCGUGGUUAAAAAGUUAACAGGGAAGACCAUUCUAUCGUCGCCUUUAUUUGGCAGUACUACCGAUCAAAUAUUGAGUGAAAUUUCUAGUGCAGCAGAUCUUGUUUUUGAUCGGUACCAAAAGUUUGACUCUCUAACAAAGGCAGUAAACAGUGCAUUCGAGAGCCUUUCCUCUGAUCCUGUGAAUUUUGCCCUCAAUGACUUACCUAAGCUGUUCAGCCAAGCCGAUGGUUUUCUCUCGACUUUGAUUAAUGACACCAAAGGCAUUGCUUCUAAACUUGGGUUUAGACUUGAUGGGUUGAGCUUGGACCCUAAGCUUGUGUCGUCUGCUAAGGAAUUCUAUUCCUUCUCAAAAAGCACACUUGGUACUAUCCAGAAUGGAAUGCAACUCUUCAAGGAUUUCGAUAAUCUUUUCCGUAGUAAAGAUUUUGUUGAUGGGAUGCAAAAUUUUCAGCGGUUGAUUAAAACUGGAGGGGAUUUCAUUGGAAAUUUGGAUGAUUUAGGACAAAGACUAUUUGGGGAAGGAUGGAAAGACAUGAAGUUAGAUUUUCAAGAUGGGCUUAAAAAAAUUGAAGAUUCUAUCGGAAUCAACCUGAAAGAAACCGGUAGCAUGCUGAAUACGGGACUGGAGGUUGCUGGUGACGUCAUAGGAAUAGUAACUGAUGUUAAGAAGUUACUGGAUUUAAAAGAACUGAAUCUUGAUACUGGGUUGAAAGCAGUUGAUUCAGUGUUAAAGAUUACAGAGAAAAGUAUAAAUUUGUUGAAUAAACUUGGAGCCGGGAUAAGUACAAAAGCAAUGGAGAGUAUUGCAAAUAAAUUCAACACUUUAAUGGCAAUAUACCAGAUUGGCAAAGGUGUUUAUGACUUCAUAAAGUGGGUUAACGAAGCUUGUGAUAUAACUUAUAAAUCGGAGAUAAAUAAAAAAGAAUUGAGAUAUGUAUGUCUUAGAGGAAAGAUUUCAAUUGAAACAGUGAAAGUCCCUAUUAUGCGUUGCAAAAAUGCAACUAGAAAUGUGACGAGGGGAUACGGGGUUGCAAAGGCUUGUUGUGAUGGCAAAGAAUGUGUGUAUAUCCAAAGCAGCAAAUGUCUAAGCGAUAAUGCCCGUUGUAUGCAGCAACGUGACAGUCAAUUAGAUAGUGCAACCGGAAAUGGACAACUGAAAGAGGCAUAUCGUAAAUUUGAACAGGCAAGGCAGUUGAUGGAGACGGCAGAACUAGACAUGAAAGCUCUAGAAAGACUGAAGAGGAGAUAUCAAAUUGCUUACAAUAUAUCGAUAGCUGAUCUCCGAAUGAACACAUUGCGUACAUCAGAGGCAAGGCGAAGACAGGCAUUGCUUUCUAAAUCUUUAACCAGCCUGAAGAGAGUAGUCAACCAGGCCUCAAAAGAAUCUAGAAUCAGAUUUAUCAAAGCUGAAUUCAAUUUAUUGCUACAUAGUCCUGAUCUUGAUAGAAUUCCAUUGAAGUUGGAGCUACAGAAUCAUUUAGGUUCCACCGAGACUGUUAGUUUCAUGAUGGAUUUCAAGAAUGUCCAACAGUCGAUAAAGCUGAUAACAGAUAGUUUGGUUAGAAAGCUGGUAAAUCUCAUCUUUAGGAAACGAAGAGCCGUUAUGAAUGACAAACAAUCGACUGAAUUUGACCAGGCUGUAAAAUGUACGGAAUUUCAAGAUGGUAUGUCCUUCUUGCGUACUAUGCUGCAAAAUCUGAUGACAAAUGUGAAAGUGCUUACAAGAAGCACUAAACCCUACAGUCGUCUGCGAAGAACUAAACAUUUGAAGGUUUCCAAAACACCUUUGCAGGCCAGACGUCAGCUAAUUAAAGAGGGACUUCUUUGGCAGUCAACUACCGCUAGUUCUUUGAAAGAACUUGUUGAAAACUGGCAAAGCGAUGUUCAAGAGCAGAUUAUGCGAGCGUAUGGAGAGCAAUGCUUUGACUUAGGAGACUGUCUUGCUGUAUGGGUUGCUGAAAUAUCAUCAAAACUUGAUCCUGGCUUUAGGAAUAGUGCAAAUUUUCUUGAAGAUUUGAUUAAGUUGUCUAGAAAAGUGGUGAAUAUUUCGAAAACCCGCCGUCUUAUUACACAGGUAAAGAGAAAGAUAUCGAAGUCCUUGCAGCUCGCAAUUAGUCUUCAGGAAUCUGCUUCCUUUUGCCGUGGUCCCCCCGUCCUACAAAAGAGGUUUGCAACCUCUGUUACUGCUUAUUUGGGAGAGGAGCUGCUACUUUCAUGCAAAGUACAUACUAGCACGGAUGUGUCCUAUCUCUGGUACUUGAAUGAAACUGUUUUGCCAGCAUUUAACGAAGAAGAAUUAAAGAUCACGAGCAUCGGAUAUGAGAGUGAGGGCUCCUAUCAUUGCGAGGCUACUAACGAUGCUGGGACAUUGGUUACUAACAAGGUUCUGGUCUCUGUCAGGAGACGAUUUUUAUUCUUAGAACACCCUCAAAGCAUUGCAAUACCAAGGGACAAUCCACGCCCUGUGCGUCUGUCUUGCAACACUACGGCAAGUGAAACUGCCUUGCAUACCUGGUGGCAUCAGACAUUCUCCGGACGUAUUCGAAAACUCAGCUUUUCUUCGCAGAUUCUUACCGUCAAUGCAGCUCUUAUGAGUACAAAUGGUAUAUACUGGUGUGAAGUGAACAAUGGGCACAUGAAACUGCGCAGUAAAAAGGCUGUAGUGACUUUGGUAAGGAGCAGUAGGAGGAAUUAUGGGGUUAGGCUGAUAUUGAAAGGAGACGUUCGUGGCUCGGGCUGCGAAGUUAAAGGCAAUACUAAAUUAAUUGAAAAAAGAAUGAAAGCAGCUUUGGUAAACGGUGCUCAGAUUCAGGACUAUCGCGCAACUGUUUUUGUGAAACACAUGUGGCAUAAUCUUAAAAAAGAAAACGGAAGUUUAGCUGUUGACUUGGUCUUUCAGGCAAAUGGGCAUAACAAAGACAGGGACUUGAACUUGGUUGUCAAAAACUCAGAGGUUCAGUAUAAAAUCCAAAAGAUUGUUAAUAGAUUUUUGUACGAGACAGACGAUGAUAUAUUGCGAUUGGAGAUGGGCAGCUGCAGUUAUGUCAUCCGGAAGUCCGACACGGUUGUCACCUGGGAUCCACAGGAACUCACGUGCCCCCAAGGAAUGGGACAGAGUGAAAACAACUUGCGAUGUGAAUCUUGCAUGCCUGGUUACUUUCAAGAUGUUUUCAGCGCUUGCAAUGAGUGUCCUCGUGGGACAUACCAACCACGAUUUGGUGCGAUGCAUUGUAUACCCUGUGGCAACGGACUUCUAACCGCACAUUCCGGUAGCAUUGAUCAUACCGCGUGCAUAUCAUCAGACUUCAAGUGCUAUGAACGAGUUAACAUGUUAAUUGCAUUGGAUACAACUGAAAUGCCGUCGAAGCAAAGUGAAUCAUACAUAAAGGACUUCCUGAAAUUCUUAUCAAGUCACUUUCUGCAUAAAAAUAGCCGAGUGAAAAUUUCACUUGCAACAUUUGGUGCAUCAAUCAACUUGCUGGCAUCAUUUGAUGGAUACAGUACACACUCAGACGUGGUUGCUGCUGCUUCGAAAGUUGAAUUUGAAGGAACACAAAGACGAACAGAUUUAAUGCUGGACCUUGCAUUUGGACAUUUUGAAGAAGAAGUGGCAGAGGAUGACUAUAAGAGGGUUUUGCUUGUUAUUUCAAGAGGUGCUGCACAACCAUACUCUGCUCGAACUGAGGAGCAGGUGGAAAAAUUAAGGAGCAUCGGGGUUGAACUCUUUUAUAUGACCGCAGAACAUUUGGCUUCUAAAGAAGAGGCUGUGAAAAUAUCUUCAUUUCCAAAACAUGAUCAUAUACUCAGCCUUGCUCAGUUUGAUGAAAUUGUCAGGUCAUCCACAUUCGUGGCAAACUCUUUAUGUAACAACAACAGUAGUUGAGGAUGACAAGUUUCCCGUAAUAAAUUUAUAGCUAUUUCCAAGGAAACGAAAGCAGCUUAAAGGCUUAGAUAAAUUUUUCAAUAGUAGUUAAUAAAGUUCUUUUAAAGAUGCAGUUUGUGGCAAACCGGGAUUAAAGCAAUCAUUAAGGAUUUAGUUUGUAACUAAAAUUUGCAGUCUUACCUUGUUUAUACUUCGUACCUCAAUACUCAGUAUGCAAUCGUGUCUUUGGCCCACGUAUUUGCUUCUAUCACAGCAGUACUCAAUGAAAAUCUUACACACAAGACAUUGCUAUUGCUUCUACGGAUGCUUAAAUGCAAGCGGGUCAUGCUUGACAGAAAAAAGGACCAACAUGAAUAUAUGUCUCCAGUACAGCUUUUCUUGCUAAAUUUAAUACAAUAUUAGGCAAAAACAGAUAGGGCACUAUUUAAACAACAUAUGUAUUUUAUGCAUUUGUAGCAAGACUUUCCCAAGUAAUUGAAAUUUUAUAUUACAGUAAACUCCGAUUAUAAUCACACUAUAUGUAGUUUGAAAAGUCGUUUCUGUUAUUGAAAUGUUACUGUACACGGAGAUUAAUUGAUCAAUUAGAUAUUUAUAAAUGACUGUUACCGUUUUAGCAGAGUAACAAAAAGCUUGGUCGAUUUCUAGACCAGGAACCGUGCAGUUUUUUUCUUAAGAACUUUUUCUCACAAAAGAAAUAUAAUGGCAAUUUAGCCGGAACUUAGCUUAACCUCCUAAAACAGUGGCUUUUGUAUUGAAUUAAUAGAAUUUGCUUCUAUGAGUUUUAUUUACAAAA